AUGAAGAAUCUCCUCGUGUUUGCCGUGCUCUUGGUGUGCGGGCGGCCGGCCCGCGGGAGCGUCCUGGAGCUGAAGCGCAUGGUGAAGGCCACGACGGGGAGAAGCGCCCUGCUCUCCUACAGCUGGUACGGCUGCUUCUGCGGCAUCGGCGGCAGCGGCACCCCCGUGGACGCCACCGACCGGUGCUGCCAUGCCCACGACUGCUGCUACCGGCAGCUGAGGGAGCGCCAGUGCAGGCCCCUGCUCACGCCCUACGAAUUCGACGUUGCUGACGGAGACGUCGUCUGCGGUGACGGGCAGAGCUGGUGCAGGAGCGAGAGCUGCCGCUGUGACAAGCAGGUGGCUCUGUGCCUGGCGAGCGCCCUCCCGUCCUACAACACGUCCUACCGCUUCUACUUCAAACUCCAGUGCCGAGGGAACAAGCUGCAGUGCUGA
Messenger RNA from Nothoprocta perdicaria, 435 nucleotides. Its product is annotated as phospholipase A2, membrane associated-like. Gene Ontology annotation, molecular function: phospholipid binding; calcium ion binding. The record is from RefSeq and is a predicted model, not a curated record. The transcript has 4 exons. NCBI's taxonomy places the organism in Eukaryota, Metazoa, Chordata, Aves, Tinamiformes, Tinamidae. Gene Ontology annotation, biological process: negative regulation of T cell proliferation; arachidonate secretion; phospholipid metabolic process. The coding region runs from base 1 to 435 and encodes 144 amino acids.